AUGGGGGGCUUGCCUUUACCAAAAUUGCAAAGAUGCUGUGGAUGCACUAGAAAACUAAAAAUAGCGUGCAUAUUAAUAGCUUUUUGGAGUAUGCUAUCAACGUCCCAUAGUAUUCGCAUCUUAUUCUGUCCAGCAUGCAGUAAAAUUUAUUUUCAGGGAGAAGGAAGGGGAGAGUUUAUCCUAGAAAUAAUCAUAGUAAUGUGGGUACUUUUUGUACUCGACUUAUUCAUGUUACUCAGCAGUUUUCUCUAUCUAUUGGGGUUGUUUUUGGGCAAAUAUCGAUUCACAGCAGAUCUUUUCAUGGGCUUCGGUUUUGCAACAGCCGUUACAAUGUGUGUCCAUGGAGUAUAUAAUGCUCUUCAAAUGAUCGAAGUAAACUGUUUUAACGGAAGCGAUAGUAUUGCUCAUUUCAUAUAUUUUAUAUUGUGGAUGUACUUCAUACUCAUCGUGAACUCGCAUAGGGAUAAUAUGUAA
Messenger RNA from Helicoverpa zea (corn earworm), 474 nucleotides. RefSeq lists its product as uncharacterized. The coding region runs from base 1 to 474 and encodes 157 amino acids. Lineage: Eukaryota; Metazoa; Arthropoda; Insecta; Lepidoptera; Noctuidae. The record is from RefSeq and is a predicted model, not a curated record. The transcript has 4 exons.